This is a messenger RNA of Suillus plorans, 435 nucleotides long. RefSeq lists its product as uncharacterized. NCBI's taxonomy places the organism in Eukaryota, Fungi, Basidiomycota, Agaricomycetes, Boletales, Suillaceae. The coding region runs from base 1 to 435 and encodes 144 amino acids. The record is from RefSeq and is a predicted model, not a curated record. The transcript has a single exon.
AUGCGCCGCGAGCACAUCCGUGCAUGUCCAGCAUGGAGAAAGGAGCACCCGCGCUAUGACUGCAUCUUCGUCAAUACAAAUCCAGACCUUGAGGGAAUGAGGGGGAUGGAUGUUGCCCGAGUACUGACAUUUUUCUCUUUCACUUACAGGGCUGAAACAUAUCCAUGUGCAGUUGUGCGGUGGUUCGACACUCUCGGAGAGUUGCCUGACGACGACACCGGUAUGUGGAUGGUGCAGCCCGCUCACCAUGCCAACAACGCUCCCCAUAUUGCCAUCAUCCAUGUUGACUCGAUAUACCGCGCUGCUCACCUUAUUCCCGUCUACGGCAGUCGAUUCAUUCCCCCCAACCUCCAGCAUUAUCAGACAUAUGAUUUGUUCCGCAGAUUCUACAUCAACAAAUACGCCGACCAUCACUCUUUUGAAAUUGCAUCAUAG